GUCAUUUCUUCAUUCAAAUCCCCACUUGAGGGAGUCUUCUUGACUCAUGUGGUCCUCUCUAUACUCUAUAAACCACCCACCCUUCCCAAUAUUUAUGGAAUUUUUCUUGGCUCUAUCUCAUUCUAACCACAGCACCUGAAAACACUAGUACUUGAAAGCUCUCUACCUUAAAAAAAACUUAUUUCUUUCACUUGUUUUCUCUCCCUUUUUUAUUCAAUGAUCCUAAGUCCUAACUAACUAAAUUCACCAUGAAACCUUCCUAUCUUCCCAAGUUUCUUGUUCCCUCUUCUAUAAAAACCAAACAUCCUAAUUUCAUACCCAGACUCAAACUCCAAACGUUUUAAAAUAAUCGACCUAAUCUGCGACUCAACCUAAACCUCAGCUCUUCAGCUCAUAUUCAACAUAUGCAACAACAAUUUCCUAAACCCUCUCUCUUUCUCUUUUAUCAUUCUUAAAACAAGUCCCUCCACUAAAAAACUCAAUUUGUUGCCAUAUUACCCUUACUCCUAUUUCUAGUAUCAAUUGAGUUUUUCUCUCAAGAGUAUCAUAACAAGUCUUGAAACUUAGAAAAAAUGGAUCUUUUUCGAAACCCAUCUUCUCUAAAAUCAAACAGAAUGGAUCAAUCUUUAGGGGUUGCAAAACUUGUGCUCAUGUCUAUAGGAAUCAUCUCAACUCUUAUUUUGUUCAAAGUUGCAAUAAUUCCAUACACAUUUGAUCUUGUUCUUUCAACUCUUCCUCAACUUUGGUUCUCAAUAAGAACAUGGUUUACAAUCCCUUUCCUUUACAUCAUUGUUAACUUCAUCAUCAUUACCAUUGUAUUUUCUUCAAACUUCUCCCACAAAAGCAAUAGCAGCAUAACUUUUUCUGAUCUCAAGCAAACAACCACCAUUUUAGAAACUACCACCAAUCCAAUUGAGCAAGAAAACCAAACCAAUGAACCACAUCAAGAAGAAAAAGUGGUUGAAGAAAUUGAAGAACAAGAACAAGAUGAGAAAAGAGUUGUUGAUGUCAAAGACUCUGAAUUGUUCUGUGACGAAUUCAUCACUCACCCAUCACAGAAAAAAUGCAGCAAGGAGGACUAUUCCUUGACAGAUUCUGAUGAUAAAGUUAAAGACUUUGAAUUGUUCUUCAACAAAUUCAUCACUGAUCCAAUACAGGAAAAACGCUGCAACGAUUAUAACUCCCCGGAUUCCGGCGAUAAAGGUGAUGAUGACAGUUUGGAAGCAACAUGGAAAGCUAUAAUGGAAGGACAAGAGAAAACAAAGAAGCCAUAUCUAAAGAAAAGUGACACUUGGACUGCAAGGAUUGUGAAAGCCGAACCAUUUCGUAACAAUGGUGGUUGUGGUUUUGGUAGUGGUGAUGAUGAUCCUGUUGCUUGGGCUGAAAGGGAGUUGAAAAAGUCUGAAACUUUCAAUGAUAGAGCUUCAUUGAAAAGAGAAAAAUCAAUGAGUCCUGAGGAAUUGAAUAAAAGAGCUGAAGCUUUUAUCAAGAAGUUUAAUAAUCAGAUGAAGUUGCAGAGGCUUGAAUCUUAUCAGCGUUUUCUGAAAUUGGUUAACCCUGGUGCUUGAUGAUGAUCUGGUUGAUGUUAAUCUCUCUUUUUCACACCAGUCACAGUCACAAUUUAGUAGAAAAAAAUUGAUUCACUGCAAGGAUUUUAACCACUUGGAGGAUUUGUUGUGUACAUAUUUUUGUAACUGAGACUGUGUGAAGAAGCAAGGACAAGUUUCAAGAGACACGGUGGACUUUUGUUCCCAUGACAUGUGAACAUAAGUUAGUUUCUGCCCAAUAAGCUAUGCUCUUUCUUUUGUCUAGUUAUUAUAUGUUCUAGUAGCUAUGAAAAUAUCUACUACUUCUUAUGAGUUAGUAUUACAUAAUGUUUGUAUUGAUCAUGUAGUUAUCUAAGAGACAGCACUAUAUAUAUGAGGAUAAUUUGAAGUUGAAUGUGCAAUUUCUGCAAA
Medicago truncatula (barrel medic) is the source of this 1958-nucleotide messenger RNA. RefSeq lists its product as uncharacterized. The record is from RefSeq and is a predicted model, not a curated record. The transcript is spliced from 2 exons. The coding region runs from base 573 to 1568 and encodes 331 amino acids. Lineage: Eukaryota; Viridiplantae; Streptophyta; Magnoliopsida; Fabales; Fabaceae.